Molecule: messenger RNA, 1196 nt
Organism: Trichoplusia ni (cabbage looper)
Lineage: Eukaryota; Metazoa; Arthropoda; Insecta; Lepidoptera; Noctuidae
Product: glycine cleavage system H protein-like
Exons: 5
Coding region: 357-824 (155 amino acids)
Biological process (GO): protein lipoylation; glycine decarboxylation via glycine cleavage system
Cellular component (GO): cytoplasm; glycine cleavage complex; mitochondrion
Source: RefSeq, a predicted model, not a curated record
AGUCGCAACGUACACUGAGACAGUGAGUGAUAGUGACGAUGCUUCUCAACAAGACAGACUCAUUACAACUCAAAGGAACAGAAGUCUCACAACGCAUCCUUUGAUAUCUGCCUCAACGAACACUGGUUUAUUGUUCGAGCUUGAUUUGUAUGGUCAGUGUGUACCUACUUGUCAGAUCAUUACCACAACUUGUGCAGAGUAUACAUUCUGUACUUGUUUGUCUACUUAUUGGUGAUAAUGAUAAUAAAAUGAGUAAGAUGGUCUCGCGUCACCCCGCACUAUCGCACCACGCGCCGAUCUGCGCGUACGAGAGCCCCCGUCUUCCCUCCACGCUGUUUUAGGACAUUAAUAUAAGAAUGGUGGUGUGCAGCGUGUUCCGCGUGACGUCACGGCUAGCCCGCAGCCAACUCAGCGCACAAUGCUGCAGCCGAGCUCUCUACAGCACUGAACACAAACCACGGUUUUACACUAAGAAACACGAAUGGGUGUCGGUGAACGACAACAUCGGCACAGUCGGCAUCUCCACGUAUGCACAGGAAGCUCUCGGCGAGGUGGUGUUUGUGCAGCUGCCAGAGGUCGGCAAAGAAGUCGCCGCUGGAGACGAGUGCGGUGCCCUCGAGAGCGUCAAAGCAGCCGGCGAAGUCUACAGCCCAGUGUCGGGCACGAUAACAGACAAAAAUAGCGAAGUGGAAUCGAAACCGGCGCUGAUCAACAAGUCGUGUUACGAAGAGGGCUGGCUGUUCCGCGUAAAGCUAUCCAGCCCCGAGGAGCUAAAACAGCUGAUGGACCAGGCCACCUACGACAAGUACCUGGAAGAGCACUGACCCGCGCUGCUGCUGUAUUUAUAAUGUUGUUGUUUUGUCUUACCCUACGUAUUUUAUUUGUUGAAGUGUAAGCCAAUAUUUAAUUUCGUUUUGUAAAUGAAUGAGGAACAUUUUGCCACCAAGCAUUAUGAUGUUCCAUCGUCCUAUUUUGGUUGUGUACGCUCUCUCACUUGACUUCUAAUUUUAAAUGUUUUUUUUUUAUUUUGUUAUGAAAUGUGAAAUUUCUACCAUAGCUCUUUGUUAUAAUGUUUUGUUGGGAUGUGCACUGUGCAUGCAAGUUAUCUGUUAAAGUGUUGUGAUAAUUAAAAUUGUUCCUUUUUCUCGACGUUUGCUUUAUUUCAUAGGUUGAAUAAAGUUUAUGUUUUAAUCUUG